AUGGAUCUCUCCACCUCUCUCCCCACCUCAUCAAACCAUCUUGCAACUCUUCUACCCCCUCCAUCAGAUUUCGAGGCACCAAACAAAGACAAAAUGAAGAAAAAACUUCAAGCAUAUGCCGAAGCAAAUGGUUACAAGAUCACCAUACGAUCGACUGACAAGGAGACCAAGAUUCGAUAUGCAUGCCAUCGAUCUGGGACAAAGCCAUCUGAGACUUCAUGCUCCCUGAAGACUGACUGCCCCUUUGCCUUCAAUGCAUACGAGGUCACCGCUUCCACAACCCCCAGCUACCUUCAGGAUUUAGUUAAGUCCACCAAUACCUCCAACCGUUUACCCCCAAUAGGUACCUGGAAGGUCCAGAUCAAGCAUCCGUAUCACAACCAUGGACCUAUGGGUUUGGAAACCCAUACCCCCAAAGUGGAGAGCCUUACUGUCAUCAAGCAACGCUCGAGUUUGAUAUCCAACAAGCUAUCCCAGCUUUCGCCUCUCGAUCGCACCAAAGCACUUUCCGAGAUUCAACAAGUCCUUGAGAAGUAUAACGCCUCGGCCCUCCAACCACAUCACUCAGUUGAACACAUUGAGCCAAUCUCAACCCGUAGCGAUGUCUCCAUGGGCCCCGGCCCUUCUACCACGCUGCCUUCAAUUGAUCUACCUUCUGUGGAGCAUACUGUCCCGUUGGUCAAGAAACGGAAACGCAAGAAACCCAAGGCAUCUGCACAGCCGUUCCCAGCAGUGCUCCACCAACAUUCCCCCCCACCUGUCACCCCAGCUUCACCACAACUUACUGCUGCCCCAACCAUCCGGCCGCUGGUACCUCUAGACGUCAACAUCUCUUCUGAAAUCCUCGAAAGGCCACACUUGCCUCUGAUCGUGACUUCUUACCCGAUGAAAAAUGCAAGACCUGAAAGUGAAAGUAACACAUUGGAUAUGAAGUGCCUUGUUGAUUACGAUUCGGAAACCAUGUUAUUUUGGAAUCCCAAACCUGAUCGACCCAUUGUAGCCUUCAUCCACAAGGUCCAUUUCGUUACCCCAGGCGGAACCAGCCCCAGAACCUUUGACCAUGACCCAGACGAAAGCUUUGAUUUAGAUUCUCUGAUACCACCCUUACCCCCCACAAGCCCAACUGAGAAAGAUGGAAAUGCUACUUCUACCAAUUUAGAUUCUCUGAUUCCACCCCUACCCCCUACAAGCCCGAAUGAGGAAGAUGAAAACGCUACUGCCACAGCUGAAACCACCGAAGUCACCAUUCGCCCACCAGUCACAACAAGUUGUGAACCACCCAAGGCUAUACCUGUUCAAGCACCUCCUAUUCGCCGUGUGACCCGCCAGACCCCUAUUGUUCCUGACUCAAUAUCACUAGCUGGAACUCGUCGAUCCCUACGUGCGCGUAACAAAAAAGACCAACGUGUUCCACAUUGGCUACACAAGUACGUGAACUCGGUGACUGACCCCGCUCCGGAUGGGCAUUGUGGUUAUCGUGCGAUUGCAAUCAGCCUGGGUCAACCUGAAGACAAUUGGCAUUCAGUGCGUGAAGAUCUCAUAGGUGAACUGCAAUCAAGGCCCGACUUCUACAAUUCACAUUUCGAAGCACGAAAACGUGGUGACGGCGAUGUCAACGAGCAUAUCAAGGCCAUCCAAACUGAAAGAGAAGAAGUACUUGACACUCCUGCAUUAUGGCUCAAUUCGGCGCAAAUGUUGUAUAUCAUUGCAACAACAUACAAAAGGGUUUUCUGUGUAUAUGGUGAAGAUCAAAGCUUUUCAGCUUUGCCACUUGACGGUUCGGUGAAUGAUAAUACCCCUAUUUUCCUCUGUUAUGAUAAAAAAAGUGUCCACUUCUUGUCUCUCUUGCUUUUUUCACCUCCCACUGUCCUCCCUAUCCCUGAGCCCUGGUCAGAGUGGCACAAUCUGGCGCACCCAGCGGCGAAGGCCUGGUUUCACAAGUUCACCCCUUUUUUCAAGAUGUUCGAAGAUUGUAUCAUACCUAUAUUGGUGAAAAGUUAUCCUUGCUUGUACCAUCGCGGCCCUCCUGUAGAAAUUGAUCUUGUUUCAGAUUCUGAUUAG
This is a messenger RNA of Melampsora larici-populina 98AG31, 2061 nucleotides long. RefSeq lists its product as uncharacterized. NCBI's taxonomy places the organism in Eukaryota, Fungi, Basidiomycota, Pucciniomycetes, Pucciniales, Melampsoraceae. The record is from RefSeq and is a predicted model, not a curated record. The coding region runs from base 1 to 2061 and encodes 686 amino acids. The transcript is spliced from 8 exons.